Molecule: messenger RNA, 3245 nt
Organism: Engraulis encrasicolus (European anchovy)
Lineage: Eukaryota; Metazoa; Chordata; Actinopteri; Clupeiformes; Engraulidae
Gene: gpr156
Product: G protein-coupled receptor 156
Exons: 10
Coding region: 359-3196 (945 amino acids)
Biological process (GO): G protein-coupled receptor signaling pathway; gamma-aminobutyric acid signaling pathway
Cellular component (GO): G protein-coupled receptor heterodimeric complex; membrane
Molecular function (GO): G protein-coupled GABA receptor activity
Source: RefSeq, a predicted model, not a curated record
UUCUCAUCACCACUCUCCGUUCUUGGUACGCUGAAACUUCGGAAAGGAUGCUCCAUAAACGCAUGGGAAUUAAUUUGGUCACGAAGAACAGUGCUGGAUCAGAGUAACAUAAUUUAUUCGUAUUUCCUUCUCUGGUGCGCGCAAAACUGGCUUUGAUAAUUUUGGUGGGGAGCUCACGUUUGGAUGCCACUGGCGCGCGCAUAAAUGGGACACCCUCUUUCGUUUUCUGAAGGUUCUACCAUGGAGCGCCGACCGAAGAAGGGUGACAACGGAGUAGUCAACGCACCAGCCUGACAAAAGAACUUUGACAUUUGGCUCAGGAUGUGUGUGUGAGCUGUAGUCCGCAGCAGGUGCAGUCAUGCCGUGGGGGGUGAACUGCAGCUCUGAGUGUGUGUCGGGUUCGGGAGGAGGAGGAGGAGGAGGAGGAGGAGGAGGAGGAGGAGGCUGCUCUGUGCACCCCACACUCAGCGGCCAGGACGGAUGGGACGUACUGCAAAGGCUGUGCACCCUCGCCACAGAGAGGGCGGUGGAGGUGCAGGGCCGGUCUCUGUCCCCGGUGCUGUGUGCGGUGGUGUGGACUCUGCUCUCAUGUGGCAUCCUGCUCAGUCUCUUCUUCCUGGCGUUCACCCUACGCUUCAAGAACAACAGGAUUGUGAAGAUGUCGAGCCCCAACCUGAACGUGUUGACGGUGUGUGGCAGCGUGAUGACCUACAGCAGUGCCUUCCUAUUCGCUAUGGAGGAGAGGACGCUUCCACAGGGCCUAGGACCCCGAGCACUGCUACAGGCUCGCAUAUGGACCCUCUGCAUCGGCACCACGCUGGUCUUUGGACCCAUCCUGGCCAAGACGUGGCGCCUCUACCGAGUCUUCACCCAGCGCAUCCCUGACAAGAGAGUGAUCAUCCGGGACAUCCAGCUGAUGGGCCUGGUGGCGGUGCUGAUUCUAGUGGACCUGCUGGUGCUGGGCAUAUGGGGCUUGGCCGACCCCAUCAAGUGCACACACUCUGUAGGAGCCGUCGUCAAGGUUGCUGAGGUGGACGUGUCCUACUCCCUGUCCCAGCUGGACUCCUGCUCCUCUCUCUACUCCGACCUCUGGAUCAUCCUCCUCUCCGUACUCAAGGGUAGCCUGCUCCUCUAUGGCACGUACCUGGCCGGCCUGACCAGCAACGUGAGCCUGCCCCCAGUCAACCAGUCCCUGACCAUCGUGGCGGCGGUGUGUCUGGUCACCCUGUCGUCAGCCGUGGCCAUCCCCGUGUCCCGUUACCUGCACGCCUGGCCCAACGUGGUCUACAGCAUGGUCUCAGGAGCCAUCUUCAUCUGCACCCUCGCUGUCAACUGCCUGCUCUUCAUCCCACAGCUAACCCAGUGGCGUCAGUUUGAGGAGGAGAUGAACCCGAGCUCCAGCCAGAUGUCCAAGUACUUCAGCAGUCCCAGCAAGAGCCUGCGCUCCAUCUACAGCGAGGACGAGAUCUACUACCUGCUGGGGGAGAACAACUCCAUGAAGAGGCUGAUCAACGAGAAGAAUGCUGUGAUUGACAGCCUCCAGGAGCAGGUGAGCAACGCCAAGGACAAGCUCCUGAAGCUCAUGUCCGUUAGCCACGUGUCCCCCCACGUGGACGGAGAGAUGGACUCUUCCAACACCAACCUCAACUCCUGCUCCACCCAGACCACAGUGGUGCAGCCCGACACACCCUCCACUCCACCUCUCUUGCCCAAGAUGGAGGCGUAUGUGGCAGGCCUCGAGGGCCAGGCUUCUGCUGGCAUGCCCCUGGUUUCACCCAGUGGCUCCGUGCCUAUGCCACUGACUCUGCCAGUGUCUGUGCCCUUGCCCCUACCUGCCUCCCCUCCACCGUACGUGCCUCCUCCCCCCAUGCCACCAAGCUUUGGAGCGGGGGUGUCGACCACCUCGGGUCACCCUCUGUCCCCACCACCACCCCCAAGUCGUCCUCAGAGCAGGCCCCUCUCCCCUCCUCCUCCUCCUCUUCCACCUCCUCCUCAGGCAGAUGGAAUCCCCAUCGGUUCCCAUGGUAACCAGAGGAAAGGGGCAGGUCCAGCACCAGAGAGGUUGAGUUUGAGGAGGUGCUCGGAGGAUGUGCAGGCCAAACCCGCUGUGGCUUUGAACACUGGAGAUAAUGUAGCGCAGGUGGCACUAGCCACUAGUCCUGUCCCUCAGCCCAAUCACGUGCCUGGAUCGGCCAUUCUGUCCCGCAAGUUCUCUGGUCCAAUGAGACAGGAUUCCGGAAGGUUAUCGGGGGAUACCAUGAUGUCGCUACCGCCAACCGGAGGGGGUGGCUGGCAGGGAUAUGUUAGCAGUGAGCAGUUGCAGGAGAUCCUUCAGGACCUGAGCGUAGAUGCUCGUGGGACCCCGUUUGUCUCCCCCACUUCCUUAUUUUCGCCCAAUCGGCUCCCUCGGAGGCCCUCAACCAAUCAGCUCCCAGACGAGCUCGCCCCGCUGUCUCCACGUUCACCUGUGUCCCCGUUUUACUUCCACUACCCCAGCAUCUCCCCUUACGCCAUGCGAAAACGCAGGCCGCCCUUCUAUCCAUCCCGGACGAGCCCCCAAAGCACGGCACUCAGCCCCCCAAGACAAUGCCGGGGAACUGCCCUCCAUACCCUGGAUGAGACCCGGGGGCCAACGGACCUCAAAAAUUGCCCCGAGAUCAUUGUGGUUAAUGAUGAACAAGGCACAAACGAGGUGGAGGGAGAACACAGACAGGAGGGGAGGGUUGGUGGCAUGUCACCCUAUUGGGGACGGCGAAGACGAAGAAGGAUAAGAAGAAGGUCAUCGCAUCAUCACCAUCACCACGGGCCAACCGUUUCCUCUCGCAAAUGCUCCAUUACGCCUUACUCGGGACAUGCCGACAAAGACGUCCCCAUCCCUGACAUGGAUGGGGACAGGAGCAAGCAUAACCAGGACACCGAGGUCACUGGUAAGCCCCACAUGGACACAGUGGUCAGAGGGCGGGAAAACCCUUACAUGCGUUCGGACUCCGAUUCGGACACUAGCUCGGAGGACUAUUGCUACUACCACCGGCCUUACUGUGAGUCGUGCCACCAGGGAUCCUAUGGUUCUUCCUCUUGUUCCGACACCAGUUCAGACACCUCGGAUAGCGAGUAUGGAGGCGUCUUUGACCUCUGUCACCCACUCUCGCAUCCAGUGGUCAACUUCAAUGAGGACCUCAAACCCACAUUUGUGUGAGUGGGCGUGUUUAGAUGCUUUUCUGUAGUAGUAGUAGUAGAGGCUAUGC